Nothobranchius furzeri (turquoise killifish) is the source of this 994-nucleotide messenger RNA. NCBI's taxonomy places the organism in Eukaryota, Metazoa, Chordata, Actinopteri, Cyprinodontiformes, Nothobranchiidae. The record is from RefSeq and is a predicted model, not a curated record.
CCAAUCAAGGUAAAGGUGUGGGCACACCAUGGUCCUUCAAACCCUUGUGGCCCCCUGAUUAUGUGUCCAUCUUUCAACCAUCUGAUGGGUUUGUGUCUGUUCAACUUGCCUUUUCUAAAAAUGACCUUGUCAGUCUUCAGUUCCAGGAUCCUGCUAUCAGCAGGAUGAUCUUGCACCUUUCUGAGCCAAAAGCUCCUCAACAUCUUUCUCUGGGAUUUGACUCCGUUCCUGAGCCGCAUGCUCUCUCUUAUGUUUGUGUCACUCCUCUUUCAGGUGUUGUUGACCACAACUGCGCUGGACUGACCAGGGAAUCCAGUACCUCCAAGAUCGGUGAUGUCCACAAAGCCUGUGUGGUCCCUGCAGCAGAACCACUCCUACCUGAGUUGGGGAAGCCACCUGACCCAGGGGAAGCUGAUGCUUGCAGCAACGCUCCACCUGAGACUCCACACCCUGCAGUGGGGACACCACCUGCCACAGGGAGAGUUGAUGGUGGCACAGAGACUCCAGCUGAAGCCCAGUACUCUGUGGUGGGAACACCACCUACCAAGAGGGGGGCCGACGCCAUCACUGACCUUACUCCACUACAGCUGGCGCUGAUGACCUCUAAACCUCAGGUGGGUGACUUACCUACCAAAAGGGGGGUCGGAUGUCGCCCUGUACCUUUUCUGGCUGACCCUGAUCGCACCUGUGUGUCGACCGGGGGCCCUCCAGAGAGCACAUCUGCUCCGGACCCUCCCUCCUUUAAUAUGACUGUAUGAGCCUGGGGUCUCUUCAGGGGUCUCACUCCGAAGACUCCCAGAUCUUUUGAUGUCCAACCAUCACCUGCUGUUCCAGCCAGUUCAGUCUGGUGGCGCUGUGGCUUUCACUUGUGAGCGGGCUUUGCAGAGCCUUAACAACAAUCUGCAUGCUGUCUUUUCUGUUCCACAGAUAAAUCUGAAGAAACCAGCAGGGGGCAGUAUGACUCCUCAUGAUCUGAGGAUACUUGUACUUGGAG